CUCAGUCGCAUGCAAGAGUGCCCGACGACGACUACGCCGCCAUGCGGGUUCUGUGGGCGCUGCUACUGGUGCUGUUCGCCGGCUCGGUGAGGCUGCAGGACACGUACUGCUUCCGCUUCACGUGGCUGGGCCCCACGUGGGACAACAGCAGCGAGCUGGGCAACAUGACGUGCAAGGACCUCAACCUGAUGGCGCCGUGCACCAACCCGCUGGUCAUCACAGUGGACCGCACGCCGCCGAACAUGACGUACAUGUGGUACACCUAUGAGCGGUCCCAAGUAGCCUGCAAACUCGCCAGGGGCCAGGUCUGCCUCAAGUACGCCUACUACUACAACGACCAGCUUGAGAAUGUAACAUACUUGUGCGGCAAGAUGACGCUGGACGGCAACGCAGUGACCUCGGGCUGCGAAUGGACGACCAAGGGCGCGUACCGCACCGAAGCGUGCGCCUGCACCUCCUACAGCUCCACAGGAAUGCCUUGCAACUCGUCCACAGCGCUCUCCGGGCAGCACUUCGUGGCGCUGCUAGUAGUUGCGUUCGCUGCCGUCUUGGCGGCGCUACCUGCUGCAUCCCUUUUCUGCAGUGCAUAACAGAUGGCGCAGCAGCCACCUCGACAGCAGUGUCGCCUUUCCGCUGGAACUCCGUCGCUUGCAGUAAUUCAAGCCAAUGCGCAUCAACCAUCAAUUUAUGGGAGACAGAGGGACGAUACACGCAAUAUAAUUUUGAAACUUUGUCAAUAAAGCUACAACGUACCAGAAUAACUGUCCACACCCAAUACAGUUAUUUCACGACUGUUAGUCAGGGUCCAUAAUGUACAUACUUGUCAUAAACAUACUAAUUAAUAAUAAUUUAUUUGUUUACUCGUAGUGAAAUUUUAAUUUACCACGCCAUUUUGACUAAUAACUUUUCACUAGUAUUUACUUAUUAUAUUGUUAUAUGAACAGAUGCAUCAACACGCUCUGCAAAAAGAAACGUGACUAAUACACAUUUCAUAAAUUGCUUCACUUUCGUUUCAUUUAGAGAAUUAGAAAAUAAGAUCUUACAAAGAUACCUUCAAAUUAUAUUUUUUCUGCAAACAGUCCUCAUUCUGACAAGGAAUCAAUUGUAACAGAAGAAAAAGCAAAACAAAAAGAAAAAUUCUCUUAGUUACAUAACUCAACUCUUUUCUUAGUUUCCUAUAGAUUCAUCACAACACUGCAAAGGUAUUAAUUAAUAUAUUUGUUGUCAGCAAGUGACAGGUGUGAAUUUUUUGUCAAGUAAUAAAGCAUGGAAGGUGUACAGGUACACAUGUUACUAAGUUUGAAGGAAUAUCAUUGAAGCUAUUUUCAAUACAGUAGAACCGCAUUUGUGUUGCGCAUCACAGCUGUGACACUCGGAACUCUUUGAACCUUCACGAAAGGCAAAACUGAACAUGAGAACCUGAGGUAAUGAAUCCCUACUCAGGAACGCAAAGUAUUUGCUCUUACCCUGUUUGUUGCCCCUUGCUGUCAUGGGGACUAAAGAAAAUAGAUAUGUAUUACUAUUACAAAUACAGGUACAAAUACAAAUGUUUUACUUCAGCUAUGAACAAUCUUUAGAUGCAGUCGGUGUCGUCAAAGUUAACACAAUAAUAAUAACAAUUACAAUAAUACAAACUUCGACAGAUGUUAUUAUGUACAAGAAACUAAUGCAUGAUGGAUACCCAGUAUAUAUAAGUAAAUAACAAUAAAAAUGAAAGUUUCCUAUUAGAGCAAUUACAAGGUAAAUGAAACACGCAGUUGACUGAAUGACAAACAUAAGAAAUAAUUAUACAGAUAAAUGACAAUAAGUACCUACAUAAAACAGGAAUAAAGUAGUUACAUAGCAUGGCAUGUAUAAAGUUUGUUGUUCAUUCUCAUAAGAAAUGUGGGCCAUUUGUCACACACUCAGGGAACUGUUGAACAGAGUAAACUCCUUUACCUUUCAUCCAGCUCAAAAGACUAACGCUAAACUUAUUUACUGGCACUGUGUAGACAUUUUCAGGUAAUUUGUUGAAUUAGACAGGACCAAGAUAUUUGUGACUGUUAUUGCCAUGGGGCCGUCUGUCAAACGGUAUAUUCUAAGUAACAUUGAAGAACGCAAUUAGAAGGUGCACAGCUACUAGUUUUCCAUAUUGUUUUUUGAUUUUGUUUUUUUUUUAAGAAAAGAAAGAAAAUUUGCUUAGUACUUUUCCAUUUGUUCCUAAUCUAAAAACGCCAGAUAUUGAUUGUGGAACAGUAAUCAUUUAAAAAGUUACUUCGUUAUGAUUGUAUAAUAUUUGGACAAAACCAUGUAAUAAAAUAUCGGAUUAUGUUUGUUACCAAUAAA
Schistocerca gregaria is the source of this 2325-nucleotide messenger RNA. RefSeq lists its product as uncharacterized. Bases 42 to 590 code for a protein of 182 amino acids. The record is from RefSeq and is a predicted model, not a curated record. The transcript is spliced from 4 exons. NCBI's taxonomy places the organism in Eukaryota, Metazoa, Arthropoda, Insecta, Orthoptera, Acrididae.